GCAAUCUUCAGUAUCUAAGGGGGCACUGCUAAUGGUAAUAGAUACGUAGACCGUCGUUUUGAAUCAGAGGUUUCACAGAAGAACACAAUGAUGGCCAAAUCUUUUGCACUCAUUUAUUCGUUCAUUAUUUUUGUGAAAAUUAAUGUCUGUCUUGGAAGUUUCUUCGACAUCCACUACCCAGAUGUAUUUGUGACUGCCGAGCAGGGUGGGAAUCUAACGAUAAGGGCUGGUCCAGAUGGGGGAGACAUCAUUAUGAUCCCCCAGGGGAAUGGCACUGUUUUCAUUGGUCAAACGGAUAUGCUGAAGUUGUUUGAGAUUGUCAACAGCCUUCCGCCAGUGUGGAGCGAGAAGUCACCGCAUGGAACUCUGGGUACUUUUCUUGGUGGAAAAAUGGUGUCUCUGAGUGUGUCUGCCCAGGACCCAGAAAAUGGAAAAGUGACGUAUGAAAAAGUUUCCGGAGCAUUGCCACCUGGUGUUAAUCUUGACAAAAAUACAGGGGUGAUAACCGGUCGUAUUCCAGACGUGGAUGCAACCUACGAAUUCGGUAUUCGGGUGACAGAUAGCCACGGAAAAUAUGCAGAUCAGAUAUUUUCGAUUGAUACAAGAGAGAGAGACCAAUGUUUGAGCACUCCAUGCUUGCACGGGGGAACAUGUAGUGAUGACAUUGAUGACUUUGUUUGCGCAUGCCCAAAACCAUACGGUGGAAAAACCUGUCAGACGAAUUGCGCAUCCAUGGCUAUCGGUAUCGACUUAAACAGGAAGAAAAUCCCAGACGCCCAGAUGUCGUGUCACUAUUGUAGUGGGGAUAGCGCGGGGGUGGAUGGUCGUCUCAACGCCCCUCAGGGUUGGUUAGGAGUUAACACUAACUCUUGGCUACAGGUGGAUUUGGGAAGAGAAAUGGAGCUGCACGCGGUAGCGAAUCAGGGCUACACCUCUUCCGGUUACUACAUCACAAAUUACAAUAUCAAAUACAGCAUGGAUGGAAACACAUUCCUUGACCUCAAAAACGGAACCUCAAAAUUGGACUUCAGCGGGAGUAGCAGUGUGAAUUCCGUCAUCAAACAUUCGUUUCCAACCCCUUUCAAGGCCCGAUUUGUACGGUUCGUCCCCAAAACAUUCCACAGCAAACCAGGAAUGAGAGUAGAACUGUACGGAUGUGAUGUGUGAAAUACGGGACAGUGUCUGAUCAAUUAUAUCACUAAAUAAAGAAUUAACAAACCAAGAA
Molecule: messenger RNA, 1225 nt
Organism: Magallana angulata
Lineage: Eukaryota; Metazoa; Mollusca; Bivalvia; Ostreida; Ostreidae
Product: EGF-like repeat and discoidin I-like domain-containing protein 3
Exons: 9
Coding region: 88-1167 (359 amino acids)
Cellular component (GO): membrane
Molecular function (GO): calcium ion binding
Source: RefSeq, a predicted model, not a curated record